CAUGUAGUGCACCAAAUUCUAAUAUUGCUGGAAGAGUUUUUAAAUCCCCCACAGUUGCUGUUUUUAACCCAAACUCGCCACUCUAUAGAACAGACACAACGAUAGAAGGAGUAUAUCAGGGAACUCAAACAGCAUCAGGAGUCAACAUAACAUUUGUCCGAUCACAAGCCACUCCUAAUGAUCUGAAUUUGAAUAAUCUGUUUGAAUUGAUAACUUUACCAGUAUCAGAUUCACCCUUUGGAAGUGGACUUUUUUGGUUGAAAUCGGCACUUAAAAGGGAUAAAGACCCAACACAAACGAAGUUUUUCCUGAUGCAGCUGGAGAUUCGAGAUAUAAACGAUAAUGCACCUAUAUUUGGAAAGGCUCCUUAUUCUGCUUCAGUCGAUGAGCUGAAAGUUAAAGCCAGAGAUCAAAUAAGAAAGCCACGAGAGGUUGCGUCUGCUGCAGAGCAUAUUGAUGAACUGAAAGACAGUGGAAUGCUUACUUUCUCAGCCAAUAGUUACAAUGUUACUAUUAGUGAGAAGACUCCAGUUGGUACAUCGGUAACUACACUAAUAGCCUCACCUGGGUCUUCAAGUUCCCUUAGAUAUGAAGCAACCGGAUUUGGCUCAGCAACAUGCUUUUUCCAUCUAUCAAAAGUUAAUGGGUCCAUAUAUGUUCAGAACAACCUUAGAUUUGAAAAGAACAUCUUCGACUAUAUUCUUCAAGUUCAGGCUUAUGAUGUUGCCUUUCCUACAGACAGAGUUACGACAAAUGUGACAAUCAAAAUUAUCCGCAAUGAAAAUGCACCACAGUUUGACAAAUUCCAGUACACUGCCAACAUCAGUGAAAACAUUGCCAUUAAUGUGAUAGUUUUACAGCUCAAAGCUACAGACAAAGACACUGAGGACAGAAUAACGUAUGGAUAUGAUGGAGCUAAUCCAGUUCCGUUCACUCGGCUUUUCUCCUUGAAUCCUAACACUGGUAUCAUCACCGUACAGGCUGACUUAACCACUGAUACACAGUCGAUUUACAAAGCAACGGUUUCCGCAUAUGACAACAGUAACCCUGAAAAGAAAACUGCAGUUCAAGUGAUCAUUUCAGUGUAUCGAGACCGCUCCUCACCUCAGUUCUCUGUUGGGAACCAAACUGUCACUUUAUCAGAGAAUACUGCCAUUAGGACAUCAGUCGCUGCACUUUCUGCAACUGAUGCUGAUCGGGUGGGAGUUGUUACUUAUGAAGUGACAGGUGUCUACCCUGCUCCCAGUCUGUUUUCAGUUCAUCCAACAAACGGUGUGGUUACUAUUGCCAAGGACCUACACUAA
Molecule: messenger RNA, 1304 nt
Organism: Saccostrea cuccullata (small rock oyster)
Lineage: Eukaryota; Metazoa; Mollusca; Bivalvia; Ostreida; Ostreidae
Product: fat-like cadherin-related tumor suppressor homolog
Exons: 9
Biological process (GO): homophilic cell-cell adhesion
Cellular component (GO): plasma membrane; cell-cell junction
Molecular function (GO): calcium ion binding
Source: RefSeq, a predicted model, not a curated record